Drosophila rhopaloa is the source of this 1250-nucleotide messenger RNA. RefSeq lists its product as uncharacterized. Lineage: Eukaryota; Metazoa; Arthropoda; Insecta; Diptera; Drosophilidae. The record is from RefSeq and is a predicted model, not a curated record. Bases 289 to 1074 code for a protein of 261 amino acids. The transcript has a single exon.
UUAUUUCUUAAGGAGCGAUAACUAUCUGCCAGUCUGAAGUCUAUUUUGGUAGGCGCUUGGGGUCACAACUACUUAUAAAUUAAAUUACCACCAAUUGGUGUGUAAAUUGAACAGUUUCAAAUUUUGUUCUGCCGUGAAGAAUUCAUUUAUCAGGGUAUUGAUUAAAUUCAUUUUAUUUCAACGCCAAACAUUGUUUCUAUCUCACCAAGUUAGUAGUAGACUUUCGUUCAAGCUUUAAAAUUAUUUAAAAAUAAAUCAACAUCCCAAUUACAUUUGGCUAGCCAAAUUAUGACCAUCACCGACUGGUAUAAGUGGUCCGUGCAGCAUUUCAAAUGUGAUCCCCAUAUCAGACCCAAGCUGAUCCCUGGCGUCGAUCGGCUGGAUGACAGGCUGAGGGCAGUGCUCCGCGAGCAGGACUUGCAGAAUGAUUUGCUUAAGCGAAAACCGGCUGGUGGUGGCCAGAAUCAGAGAAAGUCCAAGAAGCUCAAGACGACCAAGAAGCAGACGCCUCGGGCCUGUGAGUUCCAAAGGUUAUACAGCGAGAAGCGCAAGGAGCUCAAGCUUUUGGCUAAAAUCCAAGGGAUGGAGUACCAGUUCCGGAGUAGACCUGUGCCCAAUUUCGAGCGAUUCCAUCAGCGUUUGGAGAGGCGCAAGCUCUACCUCAACUCUCUGCAGAAGGUGACGAGGCCCCGAUGUCCUGGCACCCUGGCCGCGUCCAUGGAGGCGCUGCACAAACGCAAGAAGGAGGAGAAGCAGCGCACAAAGUCGACUGACUUCAUUCCCAGGAUCAAUCCUGGCUCUUCAAUGGACUACCUGCACCGCCAGCCGUUCAUCCCGCAAAUCGAGUCUACUUAUACCCGUCCCAAGCCUUUUCAUCUCCAUACCUCCGACCGUGCUCUGAGUCGGCGGCUGUAUGAUGAGCGGAAAAGGAUGCGGAUGGAUCAGCGCCUGGAGCAAAAGGCCAGCGACUGGUUCAAGCGGGAAAGAGCCGAGUUCCUCAAGCUCCGUAAAAUGACUAACUUUAAGGCUAAUCCAAAUCCCUGGAGGCGUACAACGGUCAGCACUGCAGGAUGAUUCCAGAACUUUCACUUUCAUAAAAACUAAUGUAAAAACACUUCAAAAUCACUGAAAAAACUUCCUCCCACAAAUUCACCGAAAAUUGUACAGAUAGUCUUGCACUUAUAUCAGUUGAAUUUCGGUUGUGGGAAGAAGACUUUGAAUAAAAUUGCAUUUUCAUGAAAUUCGCUUUG